AUGAGAGCAUUAAUUAGGGGACCGUCUUUGACUCGCUAUGUUCGCAUACACGCAUAUAUUGUACAUAAUACUCAUAAUACUCAUAAUACUCCUAUUACUCCUAUUACUCCUAUUACUCCUAUUACUCCUAUUACUCCUAUUACUCCUAUUACUCCUAUUACUCCUAUUACUCCUAUUACUCCUAUUACUCCUAUUACUCCUAUUACUCAUGUUUCCAAUUUUCCCAGAUUAAUAAUCGCUCGUAUCUCAGGUCCUGAAGACACAGAACCGGUUUCCCUCAAGUUCAACAGCCACUUAAAUGGCAAGGCUCUGUUAAGUGAGACCAGUUUCAUACACCGCCAGUUUCUCGCUCCAGGAUCUCAUUAA
This is a messenger RNA of Aspergillus niger, 366 nucleotides long. RefSeq lists its product as hypothetical. Lineage: Eukaryota; Fungi; Ascomycota; Eurotiomycetes; Eurotiales; Aspergillaceae. Bases 1 to 366 code for a protein of 121 amino acids. The record is from RefSeq and is a predicted model, not a curated record. The transcript has 3 exons.